Messenger RNA from Mya arenaria, 4119 nucleotides. RefSeq names its product nucleolar protein 14-like. Gene Ontology annotation, biological process: maturation of SSU-rRNA. Gene Ontology annotation, cellular component: nucleolus; Noc4p-Nop14p complex; small-subunit processome. NCBI's taxonomy places the organism in Eukaryota, Metazoa, Mollusca, Bivalvia, Myida, Myidae. The transcript is spliced from 21 exons. Bases 42 to 2828 code for a protein of 928 amino acids. The record is from RefSeq and is a predicted model, not a curated record.
CGGCUGUCAGACUAAGACCAAAAUAAACACAUUGAUAAGUCAUGGCAAAGAAGAAAAGUAAGCCAUCUGCAGACCAAGUCCGUAAAAAGCGCAGUCAAGAGGUGAAGAAGCUAAACCCCUUUGAGGUGAAGAUAAACAAGCAGAAACAUGACAUUCUCGGGAGGAAAACAGGAAAGUUUGAGAUGGGAAUGCCAGGUGUGGCCCGCUCAAGAGCAAACAAAAAGCGUAAAAUGACACUACUUAAAGAACAUGAGCAGCAGUUCAAGUCAAACAAGUUUGUGGACAAACGAUUUGGUGAACAUGAUGCAUCUCUGUCGCUAGAAGACAAGAUGAUGAAGAGAUACGCCAUGGAGAGAUCGCGAACAACCACUAAAAGCAAGUUCAAUCUUAACGAAGAGGAGGAAUUAACCCAUUUUGGCCAGUCACUUGCGGAGAUUGAGAAGUUUGAUGAACCUUCAGUCAGUGACGCUGAGGAUGAUGAUGAUGAGGACAAGCGAGCAGCAGCCAAGAUGGUUGCAGAGCAGCACUUUGGUGGGUUCAUGAAAAAGAGGGAUCCAGAAGAUGAGAAGAAAUCCUGGAAAGAGCGCAUGGAGGAGAUGAUCUCACAGUCGAAAAAGAAAAAGUAUGAGAAGCAGCAGGAGAAAGAGGUGGCCGUACAGAUGACUGUGGAGUUGGAUGAGCAGUGGAAAUCCCUUCAUAACCUCCUACACAAGGGGCUUAAGGCUACAAGAGAAGAUCGUGAAGUGCACAGCAAGGCAGACGACUAUGACAUGGCCGUACGCUCACUGCAGUUUGAGAUGAAAGGGCAGGCGACAGACCGGCUGAAAUCAGAGGAGGAGUUGGCCCGAGAUGAGAAGGAACGCCUCGAGAACCUUGAGGCUGACCGGCGACGUAGAAUGCGGGGUCAGGCAGAGGACGGCUCAACUUCACAGCCCAUUCACAGGUCAGCUGAUGAUCUGGACGAUGGGUUCUCAUUGGAACCCAAGUUGGAUUUUGAUUAUGUCAGCUAUAAAGAUGGUUUGUUGUUACAAGAAGAGGGCAACGUGAAAGGUUCUAAAAACAAGGAAAGAGAUGAAAGUGAUGCAGAAGACGAUAGUGAUGAUGAUGAAGGAGGAGACAUUGAUGAUGAAUCUGAAAAUAGUGAUUAUGAUGAUGUCAAAGGUGUUCAAGAGGAUGAUAAUGAUGAUGACAUUGCUCCUGAAAAAGAUAUUGAAAACAAUGACAAUGGAAAGUCACCUAAGAAGUCAAAGGGAAAAAGCACAAAAGAACCAGUCAAUACUGGUAAGAUGAGUGCAAACAAAGAGAAGGAAGAUAAUAGCGAGGAAGAUGACAGUGAAUCAGAAGAGAGCGAUAGUUUUGAUGACAUCAUGUCAGACGAAGAUGAUGAAGAAGCAACUGAGGAAAAUGUAGCUGAGACAAAUAAGGGAGGCCACUCAGAAAAACGGAAGAAAAGAGUAACAUUCAACACGGAGAAGAUUAUUGAGGAGGCAAAGAGGGAAUUACCUUACACAUUCAAUGCCCCGGCUAGUUAUGACUCCCUGCUGGAUCUGUUGGAGGGUCUGGGAAUGGAGGACCAGCUGACUGUGAUUGAUCGGAUACGGAAAUGCCACCAUCCUAGCCUUGCCGAGGGAAACAAACAGAAGCUGGAGACGCUGCUAGGCCUGCUGGUUCAGCUCUACUGUGACCUGUGUAUCCAGGACACGCCACAACUUGUGUAUGCAGAGCGUCUUCUCCCGCACGUGUAUCAGCUCACCCAGAUGUCACCGGGCAACGCUGCACAUGUGUUUGGGGAUAACCUGACAGACAGGCAGGAGGAGUUCGCUCAGAUAUGUCAGAGAAAGGCCGGAAGGGGACUCUAUCCGGGAUUGGAUACUCUGAUGAUGUUCAAGCUGGUUUCCCAGUUGUUCCCGACGUCUGAUUUCCGUCACGAGGUUACAACCUCGGCAAUGGUGUUUAUGUGUCAGAUCCUUGGUCAGUCUCCAGUCAAUCACGGUCGGGACAUCCUUGCUGGACAGCUGCUGUGUACGCUCUGUCUCGAGUAUGUGAGCCUGUCCAAGCGGUACAUCCCGGAAGUGGUCAACUUUCUACAUGGACUGCUGUUUUAUGCCUCAAAUAAAAAACCCAACAAGUUGGCUGACGUGAGACCCCCUUUCAGACCAGUCGGUGGAAAUAUUAACCUGCUCCAGGUCGCCAGUAAAACAGACAAACUGGAGACCAUUAAGUGGUCACUACAAACCAUGAUGACCCCAGAAGUGGACAUAGAGAUGUACAACACUGACCAGUUCAAAUUAACAGCUAUUAACACAACAUUGGGGCUGUUGCUUGAGUUUUCCAAGAUGUACAAAGAUUUGAUGACAUUCCGGGAGAUUUUCGAGCCAGUGGUCUCCAUGUGUAAAUGUCUGCCCACAGACAACUACCCAGAGUCUAUACAGACCAGAAUAGAGUUACUUGUCUCCCAGUGUGAAGAGUAUUCUAGCAAGAGCAGACAACCCCUUGCCAUGCAGAAGAAGAAACCCAAACCACUGAAAAUGUUUGAACCUAAGGUGGAGGAGAAGUUUGAUGGGCGGAAGAAAGGUCGUCGAGGUACAAAGGACUUCAAUGAGAAACAGAAACUGCUGCACAAGUACAAGAAGGAGAUGAAAGGUGCUGCGAGGGAGCUGAAGAAAGACACACGCUUCCUGGCACGUGAAAAACUGCGGGACCAGAUGUCCAAGGAUGAGGCGCGAAAACGUAGGGUGCGGGAAAUCAUGGGUGGGCUAGCCCACCAGGAGGGCGAAUAUAAGAGAAUGAAACUUGGCAUCAAGGAGAAAACUGAUGACAAGACUUGACGGGAGGGUGGAUUUAAUUUGUUAACUCCUCAUGGCGACUAGUGUGAUACAUGAACUGCCAAAGUGCAUGUUCAUACAAAUGCCUGGUUUAUAUGUUCAAGCUGCAACAGUCACAUUAUUGAAAAUGACAUUUAUGAAUAAAGUGUAACAAUAGCUUUCUGAAAUAAUUAUUAAUGAUUCCCGAAAUCUAGAUUAGAAAAUUGCCUACUUUUCCAGCCAUGGAAAUUGACUAUCAAUCUAGAAUAAUUAUCAUCCUUAACUGUUAAGAAUUAUAAUUAACAAUUACUUCAUUUUGACAUGAAAUCAUAGUUUGGGUCCCAGCUUGCUGACACUACUGUAAAUGAUUUUUAAACAUUAUUUUAGUCAACAUUGAGAAAUUAUGUUUCUAAGUCAUAAGUUAUAGUUUGAACAUGCAUGAUCUUAACAAAUAAGAAUGAUGGAGCGUGCGCUUCGUAGCCUUUAACAUUUUACAAUAUAGGAUAAACUGGUAAAUUUAUUAUGUCAGUUCCAUUAAAUUGUUUAAAUGCAAUUGUAAACAAUAAAAGGUAGUAGUUUUUAAAAGGCCAAUAUUCAACUUUAUUAGGCUGAAAAUGUAGCUUUUGUGUUACAAGUCAUUUGGGUAAUUGAGAAAUUUUACAUGAUAUACAUUUGCAAUGAUUGAUAAAAUUUUCUGUUCAUGUACAUUUACAUCUGGAAUUAUACUUGUAUGAUUUUUUUUUGAUUUUUUUAAUGUGUCAUCAGGUUUCAUCGAGUCAGACAUUGAAAUUAUUAAUUUUGUUUAAAACAUGAACAAAAGGAUUUUUUGAAUGAUAAUAAUUUAAUACAUCAUCAAACUCAAAGUCAAAAUUUGAGCUCUAUUGUUAUUGAAAAUUUGGAAAUGUGACAGAAAUCGCUCUAUUUAGCUGACAAUUAAACAAUAGUAAUGCUAUCGAAAAAUCCAAUGACUUUAGGCUUAGAUUUACAAAAUUAUGUUCUAAUGAGCAUCUAUCAGUUGCUGUUGUAAAAAGACUGAAUUUCAACGAAGAAAGAAUAGUUGCCAACAUAAAAAAUGUUGAGUAAGUCCCUAAAUCUGCGAGAGAGUCCUUAAAACUGUGAGUCCCUUUAAUUGUAUUCAUAGUUUACAGAAGAAAUGGGGAUUGUUUAGUUCUGAUGUUGCUGUUAUGCAUAUGUUUUUUAUUAAGAGUUCGUCGAGUACAACAUACAUGUUUGUCUGUUAUAAUUGAUUAAGAUCUUUAGAAGAGUCUACAUUGUAUUAUAAAAUGUAAUAAGUCAAAUAAAGCACUAAAAGUUC